AUGCUCCUCUUCGCCCUGUGCUGGUCCCUCUUUGCCUCCGCCGCCUUCGCGGCUUUUGGCUACACCGACCAAGGAACUUAUUGGACCAUCGAUUCCGGAUCGAAUCUUGUCAUCCAGGUCAGCAAGACCAAUGGCGACAUCACCUCCAUGAAAUACAAGGGUGUCGAAUACAACGGCUAUGAUGGAAAGAACACCCAUGUCGAGUCUGGACUUGGGGCCAGCACGGUCACUAUUCAGCAGUUCACCGACCCUGCCUACAUCAUCAAGGUCUCAGUCACGUACGGAACGUUGAAGCACUACCUGUUCGUCAGAUACAAGAACGACAAUGUCUACAUUUUCACGAACAAAGCCGAUGCCUCUGUCACUGUCCAUCGAUACAUCGUUCGCAUGAAGGGAGGAAGUUUCUCCUAUAGUAAAAGUGACACGGAUUACUAUCCAGAUGGCUCAUCGUUUAUCGAGGCUUCGGACGUCUCGGGUCUAAGCGAUGGAACCACUUGGUCUAAGCACUACAACGGAGGCCUAUACGGCCGUGUCAAGGACUUUGAUUACGUUGGAGUGUCCAAGUCUGGCGUGGGCGUUUAUAUGAUCCGGUCGAACCACGAGAAGGCAUCGGGCGGCCCUUUCUUUCGCUCCCUCCAGCGCCGUGCCGACUCUGGUGGCGAGGACCUCUACGACAUCUAUUAUUACAACAUGGGGCACACUGAUCCUGAGCGAUUUGGCCUGCAAGGCCCUUCCGUCCUGUCAUUUACCGACGGCUCGGGCCCCAACACCGCUCUCUUCGCCCGAAACGCUGACUGGGGUUGGUUCGAUAACUUGGGCAUCGACGGCUGGGUCCCUGCUUCAGGCCGCGGCUCUGUGGCCGGAGUGGGGUUGUCCAACAUGAAAUCUGGCCGCGCAUAUACAGUAGGCCUGUCGAACGCGAACGCCCAAUAUUGGGCUCUGGCGGCCGCGUCUGGUGGUGCUUGGCAGAUCACUAAGGCCCUUCCCGGAACAUACACCCUGACAGUGUACAAGGAUGAGCUGGAGGUCUACACCGGAAGCGCAACCAUCACUGCCGGAGGAAAGGCCGCUCUGAAUACCAUUACGCUCGUUGAUCCAAGCGACCGGGCAACAAUCUGGCGCAUCGGUGACUGGGACGGGACACCAGGCGGCUUUUUGAACUUCGAGACAACUCCCUGGAAGCCGACCUACAUGCACCCGUCCGACAGCCGCAUCGCAUCAUGGGACGUCGGCAACUUCAUCGUCGGCACCACGCCGGCAUCGAGUUUCCCGUCUUACAUCUGGCAGGACGUAAACAAUGGCCAUGUGAUAUACUUCCGCUUGAAUGCCGAGCAGCUUACUCAAGCACACACAGUUCGGAUCGGGAUCACGGAGGCGUACAUAGGCGGCCGUCCUCAGAUCACGGUAAACAGCUGGAUGAGCAAGAUACCGGCGGCCACUACGCAGGCGUCAACGAGGUCCCUUACGGUUGGAACAUACCGUGGGAACAACGCUGUCCUGGAGUACACUGUGCCUGCAUCUGCAUGGCUGACAUCUACCAGCGACUGGCAGGCUCUGACGAUCAAUGUCGUGACGGGUAGUACGGGGACCAAGUACCUCAGUGGUGGGAUUUCUAUAGAUUGUGUUGAGUUGUUAUAG
Messenger RNA from Diaporthe batatas, 1638 nucleotides. RefSeq lists its product as uncharacterized. Gene Ontology annotation, biological process: pectin catabolic process. The record is from RefSeq and is a predicted model, not a curated record. The coding region runs from base 1 to 1638 and encodes 545 amino acids. The transcript has 3 exons. Gene Ontology annotation, molecular function: carbohydrate binding; carbon-oxygen lyase activity, acting on polysaccharides. Lineage: Eukaryota; Fungi; Ascomycota; Sordariomycetes; Diaporthales; Diaporthaceae.